GCUACCUGCAGGCAUGUCGCACUCCAGUCCCCGCUGCGUAUGACAUGAGAGAACUACAUGUCCUGUGCUCGCUCUUGGAUAUUUCGGAACAGUGCGUUUCGGUGAACAAGAGUAGAACGGGGGGGUGGCUGCCGUGUGUGUGAGGAUGAGGAGACGUGGGUAGAACUAAGCCAAGGUUGAUAGGAACUCAAGGGUGGGGGGGAGAGAGGAGGAAGAAGGGGCUCGGCGAGCAGCAAGUGCAUUUGUUACACAUGUUGCCUUGUAGGUACAUCAGUGCGCAAGAUGCUGACGAGAGGGUUGGGGUGUUUUCCUUCCUGUUGCAGGGGACCAUGGUUAUGUUGAAAAUCUCCGCUUUCCUCGUUGCCUACGCCCUGGUCAUCUGCCAGAUGUACUGCUCACAAGCCGCCCCUGCCAGACCAGGUUUAGAGUCCAUGUCAGAACGAGUCACGCUCACGGACUACGAGGCGCGAAGGUUACUGAACGCCAUCGUCAAGGAGUUUGUGCAGAUGACGGCAGAAGAGAUGGAACAGCAGGCGACGGAGGGAAACAGCAUGGACAGGCCCCUAACCAAGCGCUGUUCCAACCUCAGCACUUGCGUGCUGGGCAAACUGUCUCAGGAGCUGCACAAGUUGCAGACAUUCCCCCGCACGAACGUGGGAGCGGGAACGCCCGGCAAGAAGCGCGGCGCUCCUGAGAGGGACAGCUAUGCAAGCUAUGGCGAGACGUUUGACAGCAUCUGAACCCUUCUUUCUCCUCUCUCUCCUUUUAUUUAUCCUUCCUUCUCUCCUAUCUCUUUAUCCCGGUUUGCUCUCCGUAUUUUUCAUCCUGGCAAGUGCAUGCUGACUCCUACCGGCUUGAGAAGAACCUGACUUUUUUCUCUUUUUUUAUGUACCUCUUUCCCGCCUUUUUACCCUGCUUGGUUUUUUGGGGUUUUUUUGGGCAGAGAAUAAUUUGUUCCUUUUUUCUCAGACAAUCAGACACAAUUUACACAGCUGUAAUUUACAAUGUCAGAUAUCCAUUUCUGUGUAGUGUUUUUGAUGGCAUCUGAUAGACAGAUCACUUAAUGUAACCAUUAAUAAAUAAUCCACUCAUGAAGACACCAUGUUUGUUGUUCAAUAAACGUAUUUUUCUACCAGGAAGCCUUAGCUCCUGUUCGUUUUUUAAAGACACAACAAAAUUGGGUUUGUAUGAACACGCGAGAACAAAAUUUGGUUGGCAUGGAUACGAGCAAAACGAAACAAAUUAGUGUGUAAAUAUACUAUAAAACGCUUCAGUACGUCCAAAGGUAAGAAAAUAAUCCACUCAUGUAGACACCAAUGUCUGUUAUUCAAUGAACAUAAUUUUCUACAAGGAAGCCUUAACUCCUGUUUGUCCGUUAAAGACACAAAAAUUGGUUCGUAUGAACACGCAAGAACGAAAUUAGAGCGUAAAUACACUUUAACACCAAAAUUAAACAAAUUAGAGCGUAAAUGAACUUUUACGAUGCCUUGAAAUCUGUCCGGGAAGUCCUCAGUAAGUCAGCAGGUAAGAAAAUACAUAAGCUGUUACCUUAUUU
Messenger RNA from Xiphophorus couchianus (Monterrey platyfish), 1555 nucleotides. RefSeq names its product calcitonin gene-related peptide. Gene Ontology annotation, cellular component: extracellular region. The transcript is spliced from 3 exons. Lineage: Eukaryota; Metazoa; Chordata; Actinopteri; Cyprinodontiformes; Poeciliidae. Gene Ontology annotation, molecular function: hormone activity; calcitonin receptor binding. The coding region runs from base 252 to 740 and encodes 162 amino acids. The record is from RefSeq and is a predicted model, not a curated record. Gene Ontology annotation, biological process: adenylate cyclase-activating G protein-coupled receptor signaling pathway; regulation of cytosolic calcium ion concentration.